Pochonia chlamydosporia 170 is the source of this 3840-nucleotide messenger RNA. RefSeq names its product KH domain-containing protein. Gene Ontology annotation, molecular function: mRNA binding. The record is from RefSeq and is a predicted model, not a curated record. Gene Ontology annotation, biological process: nuclear division. The transcript is spliced from 3 exons. Bases 1 to 3840 code for a protein of 1279 amino acids. Lineage: Eukaryota; Fungi; Ascomycota; Sordariomycetes; Hypocreales; Clavicipitaceae. Gene Ontology annotation, cellular component: nucleus; cytoplasm.
AUGUCUUCCGAAGAGUCCGCUGCGCAGAAGCUUCUUCAAAAGCACGCCGAGGAACCUCAUACCGUCACUGUUGAAGAUGUUCCUGACGAGGAGCUUCCUUCAAAGGCAACCAACGAUGCUUCUGGCUCCUGGGCUGCUCCGAUGAGCACCAAGGCUGCAGGGAAGCAGAAGGAGUCCUCCAACCCCAAGGCACCUCUCGAUACCCAUUCUCAUGAACUCUUCCCGGAACUCGGAGCACCCAAGGCCAAGACCGCUAAUGUUGCCCCUAUUUGGGGUGCGAAGAGCGGUGCCAAUGGCAAGACCAACGGUUCUCCCUCCAAUGGUGUCUCACGAUCAUCGACUCCUGCUUCUGGAACCGCAACACCUUCCAAGGCUGCUGCCCCCUCCAUGUUCAUUCCUGGCCGUAACGUUGAAACCGUCACUCUGGAACCCCAGUACGUCUUGUCCCGUACCCAAUUAAAGCGCCCCAUUCCGGAUAUUAUCAAGGACAUCAACCGAAAGUCACGCGCAAAUAUCACAAUGGCAAAUGUGGCAAAUGGACGAUACAAGUUUGAAGCCACUGGUCCUCAGGAGAUUGCUCAACAGGCUCUCAAGGACCUGGUUCAGCAAAUUGGAGCCCCGACUUCAAUCAAGGUUCCCAUUCCUUACUCCGCCCGGGCCCAUGUCAUUGGCAAGGGUGGCUCUAUGAUUAGAGCCCUGCAGGAAAAGACUGGUGCCAGGAUUCAGCUUCCAAAGGUAGAGGACAAUGCUCUGCUUGCCGAUGAUGAUGAGGCCACCAUCGAUGUUUCCGUCGACGGCAAUGCUCUUUCUGCUGCAUCUGCCCGGAACGAGCUUUUGAAGAUUGCAGGUGAACGCUCUGCCAACGUGCAGACCAAGGUUCGCGGUGUCCCAGCUGCCUUCUAUCCUUUCAUUGCCGGACCUAGCAACUCGUUGGCACAGGCUCUAGAACAGAGUCAUGGCAUCCAAAUGCGUGUCCCUGCCCAUCAGGCUGUUUCUCGAGUUCCUGCUCCUGUUGCACCCCAGCCGGGUCAGCGACCUGUUUUUGAACCUGCUGGCGUUGAAGACGAUCAUAUUCAGUUGGCUGGAGAUAGGGCUGCUAUCCAGCAAGUCCGCGCUGAAAUCGAGCGUCGAGUCGCCGAGCUGCACAAACAGUUGGAGCUGGAGCAGCUGUCUAUUCAACGAGGUCGACACCAGUUCAUUAUUGGCGAUCGGGGUGUGCCUGCGGAUGACUUCUUCGCCGAGACUGGAUGUGCCAUCCUCCUCCCAUCAGAAGAAGAUGAAGAUAUGGUCACGGUCAUUGGUCCCGCUGAUCGAGUUCAGGCUGGUCUUGAGCGGGCCAUGGAUCUGGCAAUGGGCAUGCAAAUGUCCAACAUUGACAUUGGCAGAUUCCACCGCAACGCCCCUGGCGGUGCUGCCGCUCACGCUGGAAACGUAACCCGCUACCUUCGCCAGAGAAACGAGAUUGCUCGUCUUGAGAAGUUGCACAACACUCACAUCAACACCCCCUUCUCGCAGGGCGGCGCCUUGCCUUGGGAACUAUACUCUCGCGAGGGAAAGAAUGCCAUACGCGCCCAAUCUGAGAUUACUGGCAUUAUCAAUGGUCACCCUCCCGCACGUAUGCAAACUGUCAACAUUGAUCCUUUCUUCCACCAGCAUUUGCGUACCGACAUCACACCAAGGGUGAAGACUGAUUACGGGGUCCAUAUCGUCGUACCCGAAGCUUCUGAUGCUGAUACACCCGUGCUUCUUGUUUUUGAAGGCCCUGAUCCUGCUGAAGGCCCUUACCAGCUCCCAAGAACUAAACCCUCAGAUGCGGAUGUUCGUGAAUUCAAGAAGGCUCUUGAGGAUGCCGAGAAACACAUCAUGGGUCUUAUUAACAAGCAGGAAGAGCUGUCGAGUGCGACUCUUGAUGUACCUGCCAAGUUUCACGAGAGACUUCGACGUUUCAUCAAGAAGGAGCAGGAGAGCCGCAAGUCUGAGCAAAUCCCUGUGCGCGUUACAAAGGUUGGCACUACGGUCACUCUACGUGGACCCAAGUCGGCGGUCGAAUCUCUCGUUGCUAAGGCCAAGGCUUUUGUUGAACAAGAGAAGGAGGAUGAGAAGGAACGCGGUUUCACUUUGAGCUUCGAGUUUCCCCAAAAGUUUGCCAACCAUCUCAUUGGAAAGGGCGGGAGCAAUAUCAAGGAGCUUCGCGAUCGAUUUGAUGUGGAGAUCCAGGUGCAAGAUGGGCAAGUCGAACUUAAAGGACCUAAGGCCAAGGCUGAGGCCGCUCGCCAUCAUAUCCAGAACCUUAGCCGCACGUUGGCUGAUGAGACCACUCACAUUCUAAAGAUUGACCCCAAGUACCACCGAGAGCUUAUCGGUGCCCAGGGCAGCCAAAUCAAUCGUUUGCAGACUCGUUACAAGGUCCUCAUCUUCUUCCCUCGCUCAGCAAAGGUAGGCUCUGAUGAGCAGCCAAACGCCGAUGCCGCCAGCGAGACGGGCAAGCCGCGCCGCCAGCAAGCCCCUGACGAGGUCAUCAUCCGCGGUCCCAAGAAGGGUGCCGACGAAGCCCGCGAUGAGAUCUUCUCUCUUCACAAGUACCUGGAGGAGCACUCGGUUACUGCCUCGGUGCCCGUUCAGCAGAAGCAGGUUGGAUCUCUCAUCGGCCAGGGAGGCGCUGCCCUGGAUGAGCUCCGCCAGCUAACUGGCGCACGUAUCGAUGUCCCCGCGGACCGUGACGCGGACAUUGUUGAAAUUGCCAUCAAGGGAACUGCCGCACAAGUUGCCAAGGCCCGCAAGAUCUUGGAAGAGAAGCGAACGGUUUUCGAUGACACGAUUGUGCAAACCAUCGAGGUUGACAAGAAGCACCACAAGGCCUUGAUUGGCACUGGAGGAGCGCACCUCAAGGAAAUUGUAGUCGGAGCUGGUGGUUCAGAUGAUCGUCGUGAACUUGCUCGCGCCAUUCAGUUCCCCAAGCAGGAAGCAGAUGGCAACAGCAUCAAGGUAGAAGGCCGAACUGACGUAGUACAAAAGAUUGUCAAGCGCAUCCAGGAAAUCGUUGCCGAGCGGGACAGCCAGGUUACGGAAAUGGUUGAGGUGCCCAUUGAGCAUCAUCGAUCUCUCAUUGGCCGUGGUGGUGACGCCAAGCGCCAGAUGGAGAGCAAGUUCUCUGUUUCGAUUGAUGUGCCUAGACAGGGCGACGGCAAGACUGGUGUUAAAGUGACGGGCCGACCAGAGAACGUGGCCCAGGCGAAGGAACACAUUGCCAGCAUUAUCAAGCAACAGCAGGGAGAGACUAUUCAGAUCCCUCGCAAUGUUCACCACGCUGUUUCGAACAAUGGACAGAUUUUCCGACAGCUUCGGAACAACCACCAGGUUACGGUUGACCACGCUGGCAAUGCUAUUCCCAGCAAGCCUGAUAACUCGAGCAGAGCGAACACUGGGUCCCUGCCGCUCAUCACGGAUGAUGCAGAGGCCACGGCGGACGCCCACUCUUGGAAGGUGGUUAAGACAAUUUCCACAGAGGAGGGUGACAUUCCUUGGGUGCUGAGAGGCAGUCCUGAAAAUGUGCAGAAGGCCAAGGACAUGAUCCAGAAGGCACUGGAACAGGCUAAAAAGACAGAUGCCACAGGUUACCUCAUCUUACCUGAUCCCAAGACGUAUCGCCAUGUCAUUGGACCCAAUGGCUCCAAGGUCAACGCGAUCCGACAGCAGAGCAACUGCAGAAUCCAAGUGCCUCGGGACCAGGCACGAGACGAGGCGAUUGAAAUUGUGGGAACGCAGUCUGGCGUAGAGAAGGCCAAGGAGUUGAUCCUGGCUGCCGUUCGAGAGGGUCAAAAGCCGCGUGAGAGGGAGUAA